This is a messenger RNA of Echinococcus granulosus, 1122 nucleotides long. RefSeq names its product Fructose-bisphosphate aldolase. The record is from RefSeq and is a predicted model, not a curated record. The transcript has 5 exons. Gene Ontology annotation, biological process: fructose 1,6-bisphosphate metabolic process; glycolytic process. Gene Ontology annotation, molecular function: fructose-bisphosphate aldolase activity. Gene Ontology annotation, cellular component: cytosol. Bases 1 to 1122 code for a protein of 373 amino acids. Lineage: Eukaryota; Metazoa; Platyhelminthes; Cestoda; Cyclophyllidea; Taeniidae.
AUGGUGCUGUGCGAUGCAAGCCAAGUGAAAGGCCCAAAGUUCCCUAUCUACCUGCCGCAGAACAAGUUGGAGGAGUUGGAGGCGACAGCGAAUGCACUAAUUAUCUGCGGCAAGGGCAUUUUGGCCACUGACGAGACGCCGGCCACUUUGGGCGUCCGCUUCUCUUCCAUCAACCUUGAGAACACCCCUGAGAACCGCCGAAGGUAUAGAGAACUACUCUAUGCCACCGACUGCUCCAUUAAGAAGUACAUCUCUGGCAUCAUUAUGCAUCCUGAGUCUCUGAAUGAACAGGCCUCUGAUGGAAAACCCAUGAUUGAGUUGAUUACCAAUCGGCAUAUCAUUCCGGGCAUCAAGGUGAACAGGGAGUUUGUCGUGCUCCCGGGCACUUUUGAUGAGUGUACCACGGAGGGCCUAGACGAGCUAGCUCGGCGCUGUGAGGAGUACCGUCGGCGAGGCUGUCGGUUUGCUAAAUGGCGCUGUGUCUUCAAGAUCUCCGCACCCACACCCUCCCACCUCGCUCUCAUUGAAAUCGCCAAUGUGCUCGCCCGCUACGCCGCGAUCAGCCAAGUGGCCGGCUUGGUACCGUUGAUUGAGCCAGAGGUGGUUACCGAGGGCAACCACAACAUAAAAACUGCACAAAGGGCAUACCAAGAGGUUCUCUCCUACGUAUUCAAAGCUCUUCAGGACCACCAUAUUUUCCUGGAGGGCCUUCUCAUAGAGACAAACUUUGUUCGCGCCGGACAUACCAGCUGCUGCCAGUCUAGCGUCGAGGACAAUGCAAAAACUACCCUCGAGGUCCUUCAACGCACAGUGCCGCCAGCGGUCCCUGGUAUCCUAUUCCUAUCAGGCGGUCUCUCUGAGAAUGACGCGACGCUAAACCUGAACGCAAUUAACACGAUAGAGAGCAAGAGACCAUGGGCUCUGACGUUUAGCUUUGGAAGGGCCAUGCACAACGCAGUUCUCACUGCUUGGAAGGGCGUGGACGACAACAUCCCCAACGCUCAGUGCGUCCUCAUGCGGCUGGCGAGGCAUAACUCUGAAGCAUCCAUGGGUCGCUACCGGGGCAUGAAGAAAUUCCCCACCGGAGACAGAUCAUUUUACGUUGCCAACUACGCCUAUUAA